Colletotrichum godetiae is the source of this 735-nucleotide messenger RNA. RefSeq lists its product as uncharacterized. Bases 208 to 609 code for a protein of 133 amino acids. NCBI's taxonomy places the organism in Eukaryota, Fungi, Ascomycota, Sordariomycetes, Glomerellales, Glomerellaceae. The transcript has 2 exons. The record is from RefSeq and is a predicted model, not a curated record.
CAACACAUUUCGUCUGAAUUACGUCGAUUGGUUUGUCUGGUCUCUGGGCUUGGCCCUCCACCAUGACUUCAUGCCGGCGUUACACGUUUCGGUUUACCAAUGAAGCAGGUAUUGGCACACUCUAGUCUCUCCUGUUGAUCGUCGAGCAUGCCACUUGGACAGCAACCUCGAAUUUCGAGAUAGUGUUAUGAAGAAAAGCACUACUCAAUGCGACAUAAAAGCUUCACUAGUGUAGCUGCGCUAUUGUCAAUUCUGGCCGAACUCUUAUUAAGCGGCAUUCCCUCGAGUUUUCUCCUGCGUCUGUCACCUUUUCAAGUAUUUGACACGUAUUCGAUGGAGGCCCUCAAAUUGUGUCACCCUGUUGGAGCAAUGCCUCAUCUGGCUUGGCCGAAGUCUGUGACAUUCCUGUUCCAGGGAGGGCGAGAUAGAAGAAGUGAAGGUUUGUUCGAAUAUUGCUUCCCAAAGCCAAUCCUUUGCUUGAGUCUAGAAUACAUUCGUCAUUCAAGUGUUGCCAACCUUGAAUCGGCCGUCCGAGUCCCCUCUAUUAGUAAGACUGUCGUGUUAUAUAUCACUCUGGCCCGUCAUCAGAAAGCCCAAAAAAAAAUUUAAAAAAAUUUAACGCCAUGCUUAGCCCCGUUGUCCCUUGCACAAGGUCUGACUCGCUUCUCGAGACGUAACGGUUAUAUCCAGCCAGAAAUCGUUCCCUUGGGAUCGCUUUAGUUGUCGCUCGCACCC